UUUUUCUUUUUUUUUUCAGGAAAUUUUACAAAUUUAAAUUUUGAAAUUUUAAAGAAUUUGACUUCAGUAUGGCGGUGAAUGUGAACAUCCAAAACGAGGUUGUUGAAAUUUAAGUAUAAAAAUAUUAAGCGAAUUUUUGGUGGAAAGGUUUGGGGAAAAGUUGUUAUGGGGUUAGAAGUUGUACUGAAAUAAUAGUUCAGUUUGAGUGCCCCAUUUUUCUCUCAAUUUUUAGGCGUCUAAUUUAGGGUUGCCGUUUUCGUUAGAGCCGACGUUUGGUGCAUUUUUUCGACUUGGGUUUUUUCGGUUCGUUUUCGAGCUGGAAGGCCUUGGCUUGCUCGAUCUUUCGAGUUUCGGUUCAAGCGCGCUGGCAACCCUAGUCUUAUUGCUAGUUUAUCUCACUUAUUCCGUUUUAAAAUAAGGGGGAUCUAAAGAAAAAAAUAAACUAUUACCAUGAUUUUUUUUCAGCUUGCAAUAAUCAAGCAAGAUGCAAUGCUGGUUCGUAAUGCAGUCAUCUUGCUGGAGAACGAAAAGGAAAGUUUGCGUAAGGCUAUUCGCAAGUUGAAGCUUGAAAAUGGCCGUAUGAAGUUUAAAAUUAAAACUUUAAAUGAAAAAGUUGGCAAAUUGACAAAUGAAAAGCUUGUUGAUGUUGACGAUGGGCGAGCUCCGGAAUCUGAAUAUGACUAUGACGAUCUUAAUCGAGACUUUUAUUUGAUUGGAGGAAUACAUGACCCAUUAAGUCUUCGUUUUGAAGUUACUAUUAGAGACAAGGAAGGUAUUGAACAUAAAUCUGCUGAGCGUUUUUAUUGGUAUAAAAUGGCUGAGAAAUUUGGGGAUGAGGAAUGUAAGAAGAAAUUGAUGCAAGCACCAAAUGUUCAGACCGCUGAGGAAGCUGUUAAGAAUAUUCAAAAGUUUGACAGCAAAGUUUGGGAUGAGGUCAAACAUGACAUUUGGGAAGAAGGACAGCGUUUAAAACUUGACCAAGUUCGUUGGAUAUGUAAUCUUCUUGUGCUUACAAAGACGACUUAUUUGGCUGUAGCUUCGGAGGAUAAGUUUUUCGGCACUGGUUGGCGUAAAAACCGUGACGAGUCUAACAAGCCAGUUUUUUGGGAUGGUGAGAAUGAAGGAGGGAAAAUUUUGAUGAAUUUGCGUCAUGAGUUGAAGAAGACACAUCAAUUUAAUGGACCACAGGAGGAAGAGGAAACCAAUACAAAACUUCGUGAAAUGAUGCGUUAUGUUUGGCGUCGUAUAGAUCCAACAAAGCGUAAUAUGGCUUUAGGUGGACGUGGUUUGUCUUCUGGUGGACUUCGUGGUGUUGGACGUAUUGGUGGUGGGGGAGGAGGAGGAGGAAAUCGUUCUGGAGGUAAAGGUCAACGUCAAUAG
This is a messenger RNA of Meloidogyne enterolobii, 1380 nucleotides long. The record is from the annotation of a GenBank genome assembly. Lineage: Eukaryota; Metazoa; Nematoda; Chromadorea; Rhabditida; Meloidogynidae.